GAAACGAUUUGGUUGCUUCAACGGGUUAAAAAAGUAAACUUGGAUAAUUUUAAAAAUGCCUGUGUGAAUAAAAAAAAAAAUUGGAUAUAAAAAAAAAAACAAAGUUAAAUGAAACAGAUUUUCUACAAAGUGCUUAGAUGAAAUCAAAUUGAAUCAUGAUUUAACGAAUCAUUUGUGUAUAAAGAUGAUAAUUUAAAUAAAAAAAUUUUUAAAAUUCAUAAAUUGAAUUUUAGUGAUGUUGCGCUGAAACCGAUUUGCCUGUAUCGUGAAAAAUUUGUUUAAUAAUAUUCAGAACUACAAAAAUAUUCUAAAGCUAAUAUGAAAUAUAGAAAGUAAAAUCAGUGCUGCGAAAGAAAACAAAAAAAUUUCAAUAAAAAUUAAUUAAAUUUUAGGAAGCAUAAUGCUUAAAGUGAUACUGAUUUAAAACAUACGGUAAUAAUUUUAUCACUAAAAUUAGCAUUGAAGUUUUAAAAAAUUGUGUGCUUAAUGUAUAGUAAGCAAGCUCGAUUUCAUUCGCAGUCCUACAAAACAUGUAUGCAAAUAAUUGUAGCCUCUUCGUUUGCCUUAAAAAUGUGUCCAAUUUUACUUGUGUAUUUUGAUGUAAACUAAAAAAGCAAUUUUAUGAGGCAACUACAAGUUUCCGACAAAUUUUAUGAGAAACGCAUUCGGAGGGCAAAUUUGUCAGCCUUUUAGAAAAAUAUUUUGAAAUUCAUACAUACUUUAGUUCCCGUCGAAAUGCAAAUAAACUGAUCUCUGUAUAAAAGCAAAGUAAACCAAACGGCAAUUAAAAUGACGAACAAACAGAACAAAAGUGAAGCACAUAAAGAAAAAAAGAAAAUAAUAGUAUGAAAAAUGCAUUAAAAUAUCAAAAGUGAUGAAAAAGCUAAAAUAUUUACCUUCGACUGAAAUGUUUACCUUUAGUGUAUGUGAAUGCUAAACAAGCGAGCAAUAAAUAAUAAAAUAAACUAUAAAAGCAAGCAAAAGGGAAUGAUGCAAAACAAAACGGCACAAUAAGCUCGACAACACAAAUAAGAAAAUCGAAGAAAAAUUAAAAUUCAAACAAAUAACUCAAACAGAACAAAAAACAGUGCAAAAAACAAACUAAAAACCGAUUUCUGCAGCAAUAAAGAAUAUUUGCCUAGAAAUGAACAUUUCGACAAAGCGAAUUUAUUGAAAAUAUAUAAAAUUCUACAAAAAUUAGCAAUUGAGAGUGAAUAAAGUGGCAACACAAUAAUAAAGCAUAAUUACCACAAAUCGAAUGAAAUCAACUAAUUCAGAAAUGUAAAGUUGCACAAAUCAAAAGUGAUUGAAAAUUAUUACACAAAAAAGAAGAAAAGAGCAACGUAAUAUCGGCGGCAAAUAUCCAAAAAAUAUAAAAUGUGAAAUGUGAAUUGAAAAAGCUGAAAAUUUUGCCGAAACAAAGCACACGCAGUGGCGUAUAUCCAUUUAAAUAACAAAUACAUAAAUAAAUACAUAUCUGCUACACACACCCACACACCAGCGCUUGUACGCCAUGGCGUAUGAGUAAUUGAAUAUUUCAAAUUCAGUGAAAAAGCGGCGUGACGGACACGCGAGCUUUUGACAAAUGUAACUCAUUGCUGUCGCAAUUUCAUUGUUUAUUUAUAAAUUUAAGCGAUGCGCAUUUCUGCGACCAGACAGUCAGUUUGACAAUCAAGCAGACAGACAUUUGUCGGAGGCUGUGACUAGCGCGUUGUAAUUGGCGCACGAGUUGGCAAUGUAAAGGCGAAAAAAGUUGUUUGCUAAACACGCCAGCAAUGGACGCUAAAUUGGAUUCGCGUCAAGGACAAUUUCCGGCUUCCUUUCCGGACACAUUCAAGGAUUUCUUUGCCGUUAUGAGCGAAGACGAAGAUCAUCUCGAUUUGUUCUCGAAUUUGUUGGAAGAUAAGGUGAUACCGCAUCACAACAAUGCCAGCCACAGCACGGCGCCCAACAGCAACCGAUUCAUGCAGCGUCGACACGGCGGUAGCCUCCGUUGUCCCACACACCCGCAAAGUGCCAGCGGCGAGGGCGCACACCACUCAGUCGGCCGCUCGAGCUCGUUUCGCGUGCAUCGACCGCGCAACCCAGCGGCCACAUAUGGUAGUGGCGGUGGCGUUAGCGGCGGCAUAAGUAGCAGUAGCAGCAUUAUCACAUUGAAUAGCAUCGGACAGAGUGGCGGUCAUAGCAUCGGCAGUGGACACAGCACUGGCAGUGGCAGCAGUGUUGGCGGCAGCAGCAGUGCCAAUGGCAAUGGCAAUUUAUUUUGCAAGCACAUCAAAUACUGCUGCCUGCAUCAGCAACAUCCACAACUGCCCAACAUAGCUGGCGCCACGCCGCCGCACCACCACCAUCACCCCCUCCAGCAGCAGCAGCAGCAGGUACAGCCACAACAACAACAGCCAACACAACCGAAAUCACCGCAUAAACACCGUUUGGCCCAGCAAUCAGCACAAAUGCAAACAAAAUCCGCAGUAACUGUGCCGACGGCUGCAACAGCUGGUCACUACCUACAACAACACGUGCAUCAAUAUCAGCCUACAGGCGCGGCGUAUGCGUCGGAUUACAGCAAUGAGAUUAGCGGUAGUGUGCGCAUGGGACCCGACGGCGAGGACAACAGCGGUGGUGACGGCAGCAAGGAUCGACAACAGCAUUUGUAUGCUGGGCAACACAUGCAUCAGCAACAGCAACAGCAGCAGCAUCACCAUCAGCAACAACAACAGCGUGCGGCGGCUUUGCAAAAACGGCAUUCGGUGAUAUUGGAAAGAGCAUUCGAUUUUGAUGCUAGCUGUGAGGAAAGUGAUACCAUAAGCAGUACCUCCUCGACACCCACACCGGCUGAAUUGCCCACGUUGCCGCCGCAGCCACCGCCAAGCACCACUACCACUGUGCUGAAGCCAAUCCUAAAGAAACCCUCAACAGCUGCGCCACAGUACCAACAAAUGCACACACAACAGCAACAACAUUUGCAGCAUCAUCCAAGCCAGCAUCAACAGCAAAUGCAACUAAAUACAUUAAAGUCUACAGGGCCAGCACCGGCGAACAACGCCACCGCCCAAACAAACGUCUGUUGCAAAGAGCAAAUGCUGCCACAUCGCGCGCUCCCUCAGCCACCGAAAGGACGCGGCUACGGCGCAUACCACACCAAAGAGGCCGUACUGCAGCGUGUGCAACAACAGAGCGGCCUACUUUCCGGCAGUCGCACAAAUCUCAACACGCUAAGUGGCAUGUUAGGAUCAGCGAUAAAUCUCGCCGGCAUCGGAGGCGGCCUCUGUGCGAACGCUAACUCGGGCAUUGGCAAUAAUGCGGCGACGGCGGCUGGUGCGCCCAUCGAGAUGUCGUGCGGAGGUGUUGUGGGCGAUUGUGUUGGCAACAAUAUGGGCGGUGAGUUGCGCUACAGCAACAGUAAUUACAACUUUGAUGCGAUUACAGUAAAACCAGCAGGCCCGGCUGACGUGGGCGCCGAGCUUCAAAUGGCUUUGGUGGGUGGUACGUCAGCUUGUUGUGCCGCGGCCAAUACGGCGGCGCCGCCCACCACCAUCGCCAACACCAACACAGGCAACACUGCCGCUAAUGUAACCAAUAACUUGUUGUACAUGGACCUGCAUACGGCACAUCCGGCACACCCGAAAAGUUCGACGUCAGUGAAUAAAUUCAGCGAUCUAUUAAAUGCUGCCAGCGCAAGUUUUGUCAACGCCGUCGCAGCGCCGGCUAUUAGCGCAAACGCCAACAACAGCAACAGCAAUCAUAACGGUGCCAUAGCUGCAGCGGUCGCAUUGGGCAACACUGGACGCAGCAGUGCCAGCACCAAGCGGGUGCAAAAAUCACCAUUACUCACCAGACGCCGUUCCUCAUCAAUCGUCACAAAUCUAUUGGCUUCCGAUGUUAGUUAUAAUCGCGGUGAAGGUACAACUCUAGCAGAUAUUACAAAUUUGAGAAAUCAUCAUGCAACAACAACGGAUGGCAACACAAUAAAUCUAACGCACAGCGGAACACGUGACCGCAUCACGUUGGCAAAAUCACCAGUGAGCGGCAAACCGACACGCCUGCCCUCACUGCACUCCAUGGGCAUCGACAGUGGCGGAAGUGGUAGCGGCAGCGGCAGUGGCAGUGGCAGUGGCAGCAGUGCCGGUGUGCUCACCUUUCAACAAGCCAUGUCUGGCGCGGUCUCACCACAGUACUCUUCGGCCACACCGCUACUGUUUGGUGGCGGCGGCGGUGGCGCAGGCAUUGGUGGCAGUAUAGCCACAAAUAUGGAUUUGCUAUGUGGCUCAUCGUCGGCACUCGCUUCGGUGUUGGAGGAUACGGCAACAAGUGCUGGUGAAAUGGUCAGUGACAUACUGCAGACUGGUGACUCGCCAACCAUGCUGAACCAUCAGCAUAACAACGCCGGUAACGGCAAUGGCAAUGGCAACAAUAACAAGAAUAACGGCUUGAAUGAUAGCCACUAUGAACUAGAUGUAAUCGAAAGCGGCAUUGGAAGCGUGGGCGCGGUCGUCAAUGUGGGCACAAGCGGUGUGCAACGUGCCGCCUCCAAUAUAUUGCACAGCAGUUCAGCGACCAUUGCACAGCUGCAGGGCAGUCGGCAGCGUCAACGGAUGCGCACCUCGAGUAUGCCAGCUGAAAGUAGAAAGCCACGUCUCGCCGAUACGCGACGUGCAGCAAUACAUUGUGCCGACCUCGAUUUGGAAUAUUAUCGCCUGCGGAGCUUCAGCAUCACGUCGCAUGGUGUAUGCAAUUUGGGUGAUUCCCUGCGAAGCCGCCGAUCACGUUCAAUAAACUCGGUUACGUCGACGGGCACUUCCAACAGCGGCAAGGACCACCGGAACAACAGCAAUGCUUCACAUAUAUCCGGUGAGAAUAUUUUCGAGUCUACCGAGAAACAGGAUGCAGGCAAAGCGCCGAUACCCGCCUAUAAAAUUGCAAUGCUUGGCGCUUCUGGUGUUGGCAAAACGACAUUAACCUAUCAAUUCACAACAUCCGAUUAUAUUUGUGCCUACGACUUGAGUUUGGACGACGAUUACGGUCAGAAAACAGUAUCUGUGCUUGUUGAUGGCAUCGAAACGGACUUGGAAAUUAUCGAUCAUCCUGCCUGUGAAAUGUCGACGGAAGCCUUUUGUUCGACCUACAACAUCGAUUUAUUUGUGGUUGUAUACUCGGUCGUAGAUCGCAAUUCCUUCAAGGCGGCCGAGAAGGUUUUACAGUAUUUGAAGGAACACGAAAUGUUGCUGACACGUGGCGCUAUUUUAGUCGGCAAUAAAACGGAUUUGGAGCGACAUCGUGAGGUUAAUCGGCAAGCUGGGCGUAAAUUGGCUAAGGAGAUUUGCUGUAAAUUUAUUGAAACCUCCUCUGGACUCGAUCACAACGUUAACGAGCUACUGGUCGGCAUUGUCGCGCAGUCCAAACUGAAUCCACAGCGUAUACGUAACCUCAACGAGCGCGAUCGUCAACGUCUCAGCCUGCAGAGUGCAAUACAAAAGCAUCGGCACAUGCAUAUAGCGCCACGACGUAUGGUGCGACAGGUAUCCAUGUAUCACGCUGACGAUGAUGCCGAUGAUGCAGCCGAUAAUGAAAACAACGGCGGAAGCCGAGCUGGCGUUAGCACCAAUAACGCUGACAACAUAGAUGAAAACCAAACGGCCGCAGAUGAAGGCAUCGGUACCGGCAGCGAACGCACCGUCAGCACCAGCCUCUCUUCAACCGGAAUGGGCAUCAAACUGGCAACCACGAAAAACUAUGUACAACGCACGAAUAAGCGUACGCUCAAUCUGGAAAGCAUACUCAAGAUGGGUGAAAGCGAGUUAGAAGAUGAAGAAGAAGCGAUACAACGUCAACCGGCACUUACAAAGCAACAACAACAAACGCGUCCAUUAAGCAAAUUCGAUAUGCUCCUAGCUGGAGGUAAGAAUAGCUUAAACGCAUCACCAAAGAAUCGUCGAUUUUACGGCAGUGGCGCGGUGAGUGGUGCCAUCGGCGCAUUUACGGGCGGCAGACGCUGUGUUAGCGAUGGCUCAACGAGUGACAAUUACACGGAGAGCAAUGAUCAGCUAUUGGACGAAGGUAAUCGGAAGACAGUGUCCAAGUUAACGAAUCGCACGAAAGUGUUUCUCUCAUCGGUGCUGAAGUUCAAGAAGGCGGUGAAUAUGCGGCGCAGAAACUCUUCGAGUUGUAGUGAUCUAUUCGUUAUAUAAGAGUAAAGGAAAUAAGGUAGGACAAAGAAUGACUGUUGAACAAAUAGUGCUUCGAUGAUAUUUGUUUAAUUUAUAUUAAAAUAUUCAGUGACCGGUUAUAUGAUUUUGUAUGUAUUAAAUUCACACAAAAAUGGUUUUCUUAUUGCUGCAAGUCAUUGAGAUAUUUAAGGGUAUUAUAUGAUUUUUUAUUUAACCAAGUUAUAAACAUAAAUACAUCACG
Molecule: messenger RNA, 6408 nt
Organism: Bactrocera dorsalis (oriental fruit fly)
Lineage: Eukaryota; Metazoa; Arthropoda; Insecta; Diptera; Tephritidae
Exons: 13
Coding region: 1776-6188 (1470 amino acids)
Cellular component (GO): plasma membrane
Molecular function (GO): GTPase activity; calcium channel regulator activity; GTP binding
Source: RefSeq, a predicted model, not a curated record